Orbicella faveolata is the source of this 1725-nucleotide messenger RNA. RefSeq names its product cilia- and flagella-associated protein 161-like. Gene Ontology annotation, cellular component: motile cilium. Gene Ontology annotation, biological process: cilium assembly. Lineage: Eukaryota; Metazoa; Cnidaria; Anthozoa; Scleractinia; Merulinidae. The record is from RefSeq and is a predicted model, not a curated record.
UACGUCAUUGUGACGUUUUAUGUAAUGCAAUUCUAUAAUCAGCGGUCUCUCCUUCAAGGUCGCCAUGACAAUCAAAACAGAUUGUCUCCUCGAGCGAAAAUUGAAGAGUGGGACAUUUUGAGCUCGAGUUUUGUUUUCCGUUUAUUUUCUAAAAAAUACACUAUCACAAUGAGCGUAAGAACUUACAACCCUUCGGUUCUCAUCGGUAAUUGGAAUGAAGACGUUUGCUUGGAAGAGGACAAGCUAAAAGAUUUCCUUGAGAAAAAAGAAAGUGGAGAACUACUGAUUCAAAAAGCCAGCAAUCUUCUUCAAAAUAUUCUCAAAAAGGUCACCUUAUCAGUAUCCCAUGAUGGUUAUCUUCAUUUCGGCGACACAGUCUGUAUCUUUAAUCCAUCUACUGAGACAACUGUUUCAGCAAAUAUGGCAGAAAGUAAAAUGCAUGAUGAAAAGAGACUUGUUGGGCCUUGUGAUGUGUCGGCAUCUAAGAUUGUUGAUCCUUGCAUUCGAAAUACUUUCAUGAUUGGGCCAAAACCAAAUGGUGAAGGAGUCUUAAGAUACAAUGAACCUUUUACUUUGAGCACACUACCAGGAGUUGGAGGAGAACUCAAAUUGAUGAGCGAUAGAGUAUCAUUCAAUGAAUGUGCAAAGAAGUCCAGGCAACAGAAAGUGACUCUGAACGAAAAUACAACUUUUAUGUCUCACUGGAGAAUUCUUUGCUUUGAUCCUCAGCAGCGCCUUGAAACGGAAGGAAUGCCAAUCCCGGCAAACACGAAAAUUAUACUAAAUCACGUGAAGACCAAUCAGAAUUUAGCCGCCCUGUCACAGUUUUCAUUCAGAACACCAUUUGGGAGAGAGUUCGAAAUUGCCGCCAAGACUGAAGUGGAUUCUCACAAAGCGGAGACUCCAUGCAAUCACUGGGUGUUUAGAACUCGCGAAGUACAAGACGCAGCGAGAGAACACGAGUUGGAACGAGAACAGGAAUUUAAAGACCUUCUGACAAGACAGCAAGCCGCCGAGGCAGAGGAUGCCGCCCCUAAAGAUGAGAUACCCCUUGCGUCUGAAGAAACUCAGCCCGGGGUUAGCGGCCAGCCUGCUGAAUAAGAUCUCAACCCCACCCUACUAACUUGAGCGUGUCUUAAUAUUAAGUUAUACAUAAAUUCUAAAAGCUGUAGGGAACAUAACUUUUUCGAUAUAUUGACGUUAACUUUUGCCUGAAUCCUGAUACAUAUCACAAACUUAGCACUUAAAUAUCGGUAAAUUUGAUUUAUACUCCAGUAACAAAAAUUAACCACGUCAAAUAAUUUCAUACUUUAACUUUUUUUCCACUUUAAGCUUAAUGUUUGAGCUAAUUGUUUCCUAAUUACGGCGCAGUUUCUGAUUAGUUUUACCUGUUUGGGAAAAUCAAACAUUUGCAUUCCUUGUACACACCUAUACAUAUUUUAAUAUCUGUUUUGAGAUAUUACUGGGUUAUUAUGACCUGUAAAUGAUUUUAUUUACUCUUGUUUCUCGUCUCAGUGAAUCUCUAUUGUCAGUUAAAAAUUCAAAGUACAAUGCAAAGCCUUAGAUAUUAAAUUUACGAUAUGUGGUUUAUUUGUAAUCGAUUGGUAACAUGUUUUGUAAGUAGUAAUCGUUACCUGAUGUCAUGAAUAAAUAUAGUUUUCCUUGAAAAUUGCAAUAACUAUGGAAUUUCGUAGCUAAUUUUUAAGAAUAAAAGAAUAAAAAACA